AUGCAAUUCAAGAACACCAUCAUCCUGGCCCUUGCCGCCACCGUUUCCGGGCAAGCCAUUCUCUCUACCAGCACCUCUGAAGGUGCAGUCUCAACCGCCACUUUCUCAUCCAGCAGUGCCGUCUCCACUGCAUCCGGAAUAAGCUCCUCUCUUUCAUCGGAAGCUUCAUCCGUCGGAUCCUCCCUGUCCUCUGAGUUUUCUUCGCGUACAGCCUCUAUCACCGGCACCUCUGCAUCCUCCGCCCUCGCGUCGAUCUCUUCGUCCCUCAGCUCCCGCCAGUCUUCCAUCGCAUCAAGCGUCAGCUCUAAGCUAUCGAGCGCGCAGUCUAGCGCGUCUUCUGCUGCGGGCCAGGGCACGAGCUCGAGCUCCGCUGGUGCCGCGUACCAAACCGCUGCUGUUGGAUUGGGUGCGCUCUUCGGUGGCGCUGCGCUGUUCGCUGCCAAUCUCUAA
Messenger RNA from Drepanopeziza brunnea f. sp. 'multigermtubi' MB_m1, 450 nucleotides. RefSeq lists its product as uncharacterized. The record is from RefSeq and is a predicted model, not a curated record. NCBI's taxonomy places the organism in Eukaryota, Fungi, Ascomycota, Leotiomycetes, Helotiales, Drepanopezizaceae.